Anopheles maculipalpis is the source of this 3206-nucleotide messenger RNA. RefSeq names its product reversion-inducing cysteine-rich protein with Kazal motifs (gene Reck). Bases 47 to 3124 code for a protein of 1025 amino acids. Lineage: Eukaryota; Metazoa; Arthropoda; Insecta; Diptera; Culicidae. Gene Ontology annotation, molecular function: protein binding; metalloendopeptidase inhibitor activity. The record is from RefSeq and is a predicted model, not a curated record. Gene Ontology annotation, biological process: extracellular matrix organization. Gene Ontology annotation, cellular component: plasma membrane. The transcript has 6 exons.
CUCAUACGCGUCCUUUCCGCUACGCCAUUCUCUUCGGAGAGACGUGAUGGCGCGUUCGAUGUUAAUAUGCUGGCGUUAUCGGUUGACCAUUGUUUGCGGAUUAUUGCUGUUCCGGUGCGAGCCACUGGAGGCUUAUGCUAAUCAACAUCCACCACUAUCAUCACCGGCGGCACAUUCUCAGCAUACUGGGGAGGAUGGUGCCGGUCCGUUCAUCACCACCGGAAACGGUGCCGAAACGACUGUCUUCGAAGCGAGUGAUGUCUUCCGAUGUUGCUCCGAGGUUCAGGGAUCGUGCAAGGCGGCCUGUGAAAAUCUGUCACUGGCACGCAUCGCUUCCGAACCAGGCUCGCGGGAGGCCAAACUGGUGGACGUGCGCAAAUACUGUCCCCGGCAGCAGGUCCCCUUCUGGCAGUGCAUGAACGAGACGAUGGUGGCGAUCCAGCGCGGGGCAAGCUGGCCGGGACGUAUCUGCUGUCCGCUGGCGAUGUCCGUCAGGUGUCAGCACGUGUGUGCCACGGGGUCAUCGCGGGAAGAUCUCCGCACGGGCUGUCGGGCGAGCGAUGAGCAGCAGCUUUACGGAUGCUUGAAACGGCAGGAGGACGGUCAUCGGUGUUGCAGCAGUGCCCGUACUGCCGAGUGUCUUGAGGCGUGUGGGCAGGUCUUCCAGCGCUAUCAGACACCAUCGAAAGCCAUGCGCGAACAGGUGCUGACGGCGUGCCGUACCAACAACAGUAACGUGAUGCAGUGCAUUAAAGGAUUUAUCGAUGUGACCUUCAACCGGAACUUGAAGCGAUAUGUCCCCUGUUGUGAUGCUUCACCGGAACCCAAGUGUCGUCGUGUCUGUCACGAAACGCUUACCGCCGGCGGUUCCGAUACGGACCCGUACACGGUGGAGGAAAUGAUUGAUCUACUGCAGCACCGUGGCGGAUGUGGCGCACUGAUGCCGACCCAACCGCUGUGGAAAUGUUUCCUGGAGGCCGACAAGCAGCGGACCGCCGGUCAGCAGGCCAACUCGAACGAGGUGUCACGUAUCAACCAGAUCGGUAUGGACUCGGCCAAACAGCACUGCUGUCUGAAGGCCGAAUCGGUACGGUGCCGGCGCCUCUGCUCCACAACCUACGCGAACGAGUGGACGACGAAUUUGGUCGACUUUGAGCAGGAAUGCUUGGCGGCACCGGACGAACAGGCCCUGCGGCAGUGCAUCGACGAAGUCGACGAACCGUGCGAGCUUGGCUGCGACGGGCUGUCGUUCUGCAGCAACUUCAACAACCGGCCGACGGAACUGUUCCGCAGCUGCCGGCACCAAUCGGACAUGGCCGCACGGGGUGAUGUGCAGCAGUGGCGCCAGCAAGGCUUCAUCCCGUUCCCCGGCAACGUACAUCUGCCCAUCCACAACGAGACGCAAUGUUCGUUCGAGAUCUGGAAGUCGAUCGCUUGUACGCUGCAGAUCAAACCAUGCACCAAGGGUUAUCACACGAAUCACAUCUGCCGGCAGGACUGUCACGAGGUGCUGAAGAACUGCGUCGACUGGGAUCGUAUGUCGGACGAGUACUCGGUGUCCUCGCUGUGUCGGCAGCUCGCACCACAAAACAACUCCCUGCCCUGUAUCUCGAUGGGUCGCUUUCAGCCGCAUGGGAUAGGGCCGGGUGGCAUGCUGGAGGGGGAUCAACGGAUCAUAGCGGAUGUGGCACUGGUGUCACCGUGCAAGGGCAAUCCGUGCAAUGCAACGCAGCUAUGUGUCGCCAAUCGUGACGGAACGUUUGGCUAUCGGUGUGUGAACGGAUGUCCGUUGGGUGAAGCGUCCUCGUAUCUGGUACCUGUCGGGGCGUUCGUUCGCAUCCCGGUGUCCGUGACGCAGAAGGGAUGCUUGAAGGUGUGCCGAUGCGGUGAGUCAGGAAGGAUCGAAAAGUGUCAACCGCUGCCGUGCAUCAGUUACGAUUCGUGUACGUUGGCCGGAAAGCGGUUCGCUCAUCUGACACACUUCUACGUCGAGUGUAACGUGUGUAGCUGUUUCGCGGAAGAGAUCACCUGCACCAAGCGACAGUGCCAUGUGCCGGGACUUACGGUGGAUCGGUCCUUUACGAGUCUGCCCUGUAACUGUCCGGCACACUAUGUGCCGGUGUGUGGACGCAAUGGGAACACCUAUCCAUCGGCCUGUGUAGCAAAGUGUGCCGGUAUUCAGGAGGGAGACAUCGAGUUCGGGCCAUGUCGAGCGAGGAAUCCUUGCGAACGGAUCGAUUGUGGCCCUUUGUCGGUUUGUCUACCGGAGUGGAACGUUUGCUUGUCCGGAAUGCAUAAACCCUGUCCACAGUAUCGAUGCGUAAACCUCACCCAAUCUAACUGCUCGACAAUUACGGACAUUCGUGAUACGAAUCUCGGCUACCAUGCGAACCUCUGCAGCAUGGCAUUCGAACGUGCCACUUUUGCGUACCGGGAAAAGUAUCGCAAGAUCUGUGAAACAUCUCGCCGUCGCAAUCAGGUCUGCGGAGUCAACGGUGUCACGUAUCGGAGCGAAUGUGAGGCGUGGAGUGAUUAUUCCACCGUCGACUACAAUGGGCCCUGUCAGGAGGUGGGUCUCAUAAGUCCUUCGCUCGAUUCACGCUGUUCCUCGAUCAAGUGUCCGCGGAGAAAGAUGCCCAACUGUAAUCCCGUGCUACCGCCCGGUGCCUGCUGUCCGGUGUGUGGAACCGCCCUCCGCAUUGUGUACUCCCGCAAACAGAUCGACCGUGGUCUGUACGCGCUCAAGGGUCAAUCGACGGAGUACCUAACGCUCAAGUCGAUCCUCCAUUCGCUGGAAACACUUCUCCAGACGGUCGAAUGUCGGCUAAGCGGUCAACUUACGUUCGAGAACGAUCUGUACGUGGUGCUGGAAACGUUGAGCCGCAAUCCGUCGCGCCUUCAGACGCAAAUCUGUGCCCGGGAAGCGGAACGGCUCGUUACGCUCGUCCGGACGCAAAGCCAUCGGAUCACGAGUGAGCUAAAUCUGAGCGCACUGACGGUGGCGACUCUGGUGACCACCUCGAGCGGUGUGUCGCUCGUGUACAGUAGUGUAAUAGUAGUGGUAGGAGUAGCGGUAGUAAACUGGCUGGUCGGUGCCGGACGGCAUAUACGACCGGGAAGGUGAAUUCGCACGUGCCAAACUAGUGUGUAGGGGAGUGGGAACGAUGCACAAUUACGUGUGCUUCCUCCAAAACGGCGCAAACGGC